Molecule: messenger RNA, 975 nt
Organism: Cornus florida
Lineage: Eukaryota; Viridiplantae; Streptophyta; Magnoliopsida; Cornales; Cornaceae
Product: cytochrome b6-f complex iron-sulfur subunit, chloroplastic-like
Exons: 5
Coding region: 121-813 (230 amino acids)
Cellular component (GO): plasma membrane
Molecular function (GO): 2 iron, 2 sulfur cluster binding
Source: RefSeq, a predicted model, not a curated record
GGCUCUGUAAUCAUCUUCCAUCAACCACUCAUCUAAACUUAUCCACAUUCCCAAUUGUUUACAUUCUCUCUCACAUAAUCAGACAGAGCCAACACUCUUUGUUUCCCAAUUCUAUGCUCCAUGGCUGCCUCUACUCUCUCUCCUGUCACCCCUUCUCAGCUGUGUUCGAGUAAGAAUGGGAUGUUCUCACCAUGUCAAGCUCUAAUGGUGAAGUCCACAAGGACUCAUCAUCAAUUGGGUGCUGGAAAGGAAAGAAGCAUGAAGGUCACGUGCCAGGCCACCAGCAUCCCGGCCGACCGUGUCCCGGACAUGGGUAAGAGGGAGACCAUGAAUUUGCUUCUUCUCGGUGCCAUUUCUCUCCCCACCGGCUUCAUGUUGGUCCCUUACGCCACCUUCUUUGCUCCACCCGGGUCAGGAGGUGAAGGAGGUGGUAUCGUGGCAAAGGAUGCUCUUGGAAAUGAUGUGAUUGCAGAUGAAUGGCUCAAGACUCAUGGACCUGGUGACAGAACCCUUACUCAAGGCUUGAAGGGAGAUCCAACCUACCUUGUGGUAGAGAAUGACAGAACCCUAGCCACCUAUGGCAUUAACGCAGUCUGCACACAUCUUGGCUGUGUGGUGCCUUUUAAUAGUGCCGAGAACAAGUUCAUCUGCCCAUGCCAUGGAUCUCAAUACAACAACCAAGGCAGGGUUGUUAGAGGUCCUGCUCCUCUGUCAUUGGCUCUGGCACAUGCAGAUAUUGAUGAUGGAAAAGUGUUGUUUGUUCCAUGGGUUGAAACAGAUUUCAGAACCGGCGAAGAUCCAUGGUGGGCGUGAAGUCCCUCCUUAAUAUUCAUUUUACUCAUGGCCAUGUACUCAUUCCAACUGAGUCCACCCUAAAUCAUUUGUAAAACCGAAAGGCUUAAGAACUGAAAAAUAUAUUCACAUAAAAUUUCUCUUUGUUGAUCUUUAAGAAUCAGAUUAUGAUGUUUAUGUCUA